CGCCCCGCAUCAGCACCACGGACAGCGCCCCAGGACCCCAUUUCGCCGCCGCCAGCCCAACUGCGGACGGCACCGCGGACAGCCUCCUUGCCCAACCCCUCAGUCGGCUCCAGCGGUCAGCACCCCCGGAACAUGGCCACCGAGGUGCACAAUCUGCAGGAGCUGCGGCGGAGUGCGUCCCUGGCCACCAAGAUCUUCAUCCAGAGAGACUACAGCGACGGCACCAUCUGUCAGUUCCAGACCAAGUUCCCCCCAGAGCUGGAUGGCCGGAUUGAGCGGCAGCUCUUUGAGGAGACUGUGAAGACCCUCAAUGGCUUCUACGCAGAAGCGGAGAAGAUUGGGGGCAGCUCCUACCUGGAGGGCUGCCUGGCCUGCGCCACAGCCUACUUCAUCUUCCUCUGCAUGGAGACCCACUACGAGAAGGUUCUCAAGAAGAUCACACGCUACAUCCAAGAGCAGAAUGAGAAGAUCUUUGCCCCUCGAGGCCUCCUGCUCACGGACCCCGUUGAGCGUGGGAUGAGGGUUAUCGAGGUCUCCAUCUACGAGGACCGGUGCAGCAGUGGCAGCUCCAGCAGUGGCAGCAGCAGCAGCGCCAGCGGCAGCAGCAGUGGGGGGGGCGGUGGGGCGGGGUCCCGGUGACUGGCCGAGACUCCCUGCCGGGAGGUGUAUGGCCGGACCGAAGGCCUUGCAGACCUGCGACGGCUGCGCUACCAGAGCACCCGCUUCUGAGUCAUUCUGUGGGCCCACCUGCUCCCCAGGGUGGGCGGGAGGGUGACUGGCCAGUGUUUGCUGCAGGCCAUCAGCCACGCACCCUGCCAUGGCCCCCAGGGAAGGACGGUCCCCUUCCUGACCUGGCUCCUCCCCAUAAGGCUGGUCUGGGUCACACGGAGGCUGGGGUGGGGACAACACAAUCUGAACAACCCAUUUCCUCUGCAGCAGCUCUCUCAACACCCGAGAGGGCCCAGGUGUGUUACGUAGAGAACUCCCAUCCUGCAUGAUUCCUCACCCCGUCCCAGGACACCCUCCCCUUGGGCCCUGCUCCCAUGGCUGACUCCCCGUGUCUGUGCUUCCUGAUGCCACCCCAGGCCUCUGCCUGUCUGCGAUCCUGCCUCCACCUAACUUGAGGUCUGGGGAGGUGGGAGUGGUCAGACCAUGGCCGCCGUGGUGGAGAGCUAGCUGUUCAGUCCCCUCCUGAACUCCUUCAGACCUGUGGCUCCCUGCCCUCACCCAAAGCCUGAGGCCACCAUGGCCUUGCCAAGAAGCACCCAACUCCCGAGACUCUGUAGGCAACCAGGUGUCGGGCCUGGGACACAGCCUCGGGCUCUGGGGGGUGAUGUGGGGUCUGGAGAAAGGCUCCAUGGAGAGAUGCAGCCUUGGGGGCUCGACCCUCCAGAACCGAAGCCAACUUCCUGAGGUUAGAGCCACAUGUAUGUGAGCACGAGUGGGGGCGCACGUAGGAUGAAUGUGAGUGCACUAUGUGCGUGGAUGCACGUGUGUGUAGGUGUGUGACGCACGUGUGUGUGUGAGUGCACUGUACGUUCCCCCUGGCUGCCAGGCCGAUGACCGCCCCUCUCUGCAUCCUGUCUGACCUUCCAGUGCGACGGUCUGUGGCUGCUUCCCUGCGUGGGCCCAACCUGCCCCCUGUACAUACAUGCCCUCAAGCCCCUGCCCCUGCCCCUGCCCCUGCCCCUGCCCCGUGGCUGCUAGCUUGGCUCUUCUUCCAGGCCUUUUCCCUACCUGAAAGGUUCUCCUCACCUUCUGACUCUACUGUGUACCUUCUAGCAGAAGAGAAGUUGGGGUUCUAGGAGAGCAGAGCCCACCUGGGGCCUUCCGUGCCCCUGUCCCAGCCCCCGUGACAAGGCAGCAGGGCCACAGAGCUCAUACUCAGCCCGCCCCCGCUUCGGGAUUCUCUAAGACUAAGUGAGGCCUCUCGGACAUUCAAGGGAGCCGGCAACCCGCAGGGAAAAAGGCAAACCUCCUUCUUGAAAGGAAAGAGGAACAUCCAGCCCAUACGUCCCUGCUGCCCAGGCUCAGGGUGUCCAGGGGAAGGAGCUGCCCCGUCCGGGUGCCCUGAAGGUGCACAUCGGAGGCUGCCUGCCUCAGUGGCAGGAGGUGCUAGGAGGAGAUGGAGAGACCAGCCUCCGCAGGCAGCUUUCUGAGCCUGGAGAGGGGCCUGAUUGUCUUCGGACACAGGAGCAGCAUGUGGGAAGCAGAUGCCCACCCAGAGAGCUAGAGAGGGUGUCCCAGCUCCCGAGCCCAAGUGGGUUCUGAUCCAAGAGUCGCCCGAGAGAGCUGCAGUCCAGUGGGCUCCUCCACAGCCCCCUGACCCCUGGCCCCGGCCUGAGCCCACCCUGGCCCACUGUGUGACUGGGCCUUGUGUCUCACCUGUGCCUCUCCAGUGGGCUGGCUGGGCACAGGUGAUGCGGCGGCCUUUUGUUUUGUUAUUUCUUUUUCCAAUAAAAGGACUUGCUGAGCUUGA
Myotis lucifugus (little brown bat) is the source of this 2479-nucleotide messenger RNA. RefSeq names its product golgin A7 family member B (gene GOLGA7B). Gene Ontology annotation, cellular component: palmitoyltransferase complex. The record is from RefSeq and is a predicted model, not a curated record. The transcript has 5 exons. The coding region runs from base 133 to 639 and encodes 168 amino acids. Gene Ontology annotation, biological process: protein targeting to membrane; peptidyl-L-cysteine S-palmitoylation. NCBI's taxonomy places the organism in Eukaryota, Metazoa, Chordata, Mammalia, Chiroptera, Vespertilionidae.